This is a messenger RNA of Fonsecaea multimorphosa CBS 102226, 1275 nucleotides long. RefSeq names its product chorismate synthase. The record is from RefSeq and is a predicted model, not a curated record. The coding region runs from base 1 to 1275 and encodes 424 amino acids. The transcript has 2 exons. Gene Ontology annotation, molecular function: FMN binding; chorismate synthase activity. Gene Ontology annotation, biological process: aromatic amino acid biosynthetic process; chorismate biosynthetic process. NCBI's taxonomy places the organism in Eukaryota, Fungi, Ascomycota, Eurotiomycetes, Chaetothyriales, Herpotrichiellaceae. Gene Ontology annotation, cellular component: cytosol.
AUGUCAACCUUUGGACACUACUUCCGGGUGACCACCUAUGGAGAAUCUCACUGCCGCUCUGUAGGAUGCAUUGUCGACGGGUGCCCUCCUGGUCUACAACUCACAGAGUCGGACAUUCAACCUCAGAUGACCCGGCGCCGUCCGGGACAGUCAGCUCUCACCACACCGCGAAACGAGAAAGACCGGGUGGAGAUCCAUUCGGGUACAGAGUUUGGCAUCACUCUGGGCACACCGAUCAUGUUGAUGGUGCGGAACGAGGAUCAAAGACCCAAAGACUACGGGAGCGGGACGAUGGAUAUGUAUCCUAGGCCGAGUCAUGCGGAUUUCACCUACCUGGAGAAAUAUGGGGUCAAGGCCAGUAGCGGAGGAGGGAGAAGCAGUGCGCGGGAGACGAUUGGUAGAGUAGCAGCGGGCGCCAUCGCAGAAAAGUACCUGUCGCUGGCUCAUGGCGUUGAAAUCGUGGCCUUUGUCUCGUCUGUCGGAGCCGAGUAUCUCUUCCCCCCAACUCCCACUCACCCUAGUCCUGCCACGAACCCAGCAUUUCUCUCGUUAAUAUCAGAAAUCACGAGAGAGCAGGUUGACUCGUUCGUGCCCGUACGAUGCCCGGACGCAGAUGCCACCGCGCGAAUGACGAAGGUGAUUGAGAAGCACCGUGACGCAAAGGACAGCAUUGGAGGCACUGUUACCUGUGUGAUCCGGAACUGCCCCAUCGGCCUGGGUGAGCCGUGCUUUGACAAACUCGAAGCAGAGCUUGGACAAGCCAUGUUGAGCAUUCCCGCCACCAAAGGGUUCGAAAUCGGCUCGGGCUUUGGAGGAUGCGAAAUAUCCGGAUCAAUUCACAACGAUGCAUUCAUCGCCGCACCGGAAGUGCUACCAGGGCAGAAAACAUCGAAACGGAAAUUGACGACCAAGACCAACAAUUCUGGGGGCAUCCAAGGUGGGAUCUCGAAUGGACAGGAUAUCUACUUCAGAGUUGCCUUCAAACCUCCUGCUACAAUUGGACAGGCGCAGCAGACGGCGACUUUCGACGGAGAGGAGGGCGUCCUGGAGGCCAAAGGGCGACACGAUCCGUGCGUUGUGCCGAGAGCGGUGCCAAUUGUCGAGGCUAUGUCUGCUUUGGUGCUCAUGGAUAAUCUACUGGCACAGCUGUCUCGAGAAACAGCCCGGAGUCUAUUGCCGCCUUUGAAAGCAGUAUUGCCGACGAAAGGCAGCGGAACAUCAGCAACUGCAGAGAAGGUGGCCGAACAUCUGAAUGGAGCUGCAGCAGUACAAUAG